ACCCUGGUCUACGGAGACGUUUGGUCCGCACCCGGCAGUACAAGAUGCGGUGUAAUAAAGUUUGUCUGAAGCGCAGAAAGAGAAAGGGUAAUUUUCUGGAGAGAGAGAGAGAUGGAGCAGCGGUUGUCGGAGCUAAGAGAGGCGGUGGAGAAGACGGAGGCAGUGGACGCCCACGCGCACAACAUUGUGGCUCUGGAUUCCGCCUUCCCCUUCCUCAGUUGCUUCUCCGAUGCCAGCGGCGAUGCCUUGUCCUCCGUACCCCACACCCUCUCCUUCAAGAGAAGUUUGAGGGAUAUUGCUGAACUUUAUGGCACUGAGGUAUCCUUGCAUGGGGUUCAAGAAUACCGUCGGAAGUCAGGAUUGGAAACUAUUAGCUCCAUUUGCUUCAGUGCAGCAAGAAUCUCUGCCAUACUCAUUGAUGAUGGGAUUGAGUUUGACAAGAAGCAUGAUAUUGAGUGUCAUAAGGGUUUUGUGCCAGCUGUUUGGAGAAUUUUGGGAAUUGAGCAUCUAGCUGAGAAGAUUAUAGAUGAGGAGAUGCCAGAUGGGUCUGCAUGGACACUGGAUAUGUUCACUGGACUCUUUGUUGAAAAAUUGAAGUCAGUUGCUGAUAAAAUUGUUGGUUUAAAAAGCAUAGCUUCUUACCGCAGUGGUCUUGACAUUAAUAUGAAUGUCACUACGAAGGAUGCUGAGGAAGGGCUUUUCCAAGAUUUACAUGACAAGGGUGGGAAGCCUGUCCGCAUCAAAAAUAAAAGUUUCAUCGACUAUAUUUUCCUACGUAGUUUGGAGGUUGCCUUGUGCUUUGACCUGCCAAUGCAGAUACACACAGGUUAUGGAGACACAGAUUUGGAUUUGAGGCUAUCCAAUCCCCUUCAUCUCCGAGCUCUUCUUGAGGACAAAAGAUUCUCUAAGUGUCGGAUAGUGCUUUUGCAUGCGUCCUACCCAUUUUUAAGGGAAGCAUCAUAUCUGGCGUCUGUUUAUCCACAAGUCUACCUUGACUUUGGGCUGGCAAUUCCAAAGCUUAGUGUCCAUGGGAUGUUAUCUUCAGUGAAAGAACUUUUAGAGUUAGCUCCAAUAAAGAAGGUGAUGUUCAGCUCUGAUGCCUAUGCAGCUCCAGAAACUUUCUACUUAGGUGCAAAGAGGGCACGUAACGUUGUCUUCUCUGUUCUACAUGAUGCAUGCAUUGAUGGUGAUCUUUCAAUCCCUGAAGCUGUGGGAGCAGCUAAAGACAUCUUUGCACAGAAUGCGAUUCACUUUUACAAGAUCAAUGUAGCCAGAGGAUCUUCAAAUUUGGAAAAUUAUAUGUCUGCCAAUUUGGUGAAGACAGACACUGAUGUUUCCCAACAUAAUGUUGCAUUUAUUCGUAUUAUCUGGGUUGAUGCGUCUGGACAGCACAGAUGCCGCGUUGUUCCGGAAAAGCGCUUCAAUGAUGUUGUCAAGAAGAAUGGUGUCGGUUUAACUGUUGCAUGUAUGGGAGUGACUUCAACUAGUGAUGGUCCGGCUGAUGGAACUAACCUGACUGGAGUGGGUGAGAUCAGACUGAUACCUGAUUUAUUAACCAAGUGGAGAAUUCCAUGGGUAAAACAAGAGGAAAUGGUUUUGGCUGACAUGCAUCUUAGGCCUGGCGAACCGUGGGAAUAUUGCCCGAGAGAGGCCUUACGAAGGGUUUCAAAAGUUCUGAAAGAUGAAUUUAACUUGGUAAUGAAUGCAGGCUUUGAAAAUGAGUUUUAUCUCUUGAAGUGUGUAUUAAGGGAAGGGAAAGAAGAGUGGGUACCAUUCGACUUGACACCGUACUGCUCUACUUCAGGAUAUGAUGCUGCUUCGUCUAUAUUACAUGAAAUUAUUGUUGAUCUUUGGUCCUUAAAGAUUCCAGUGGAACAGAUGCACCCAGAAGCUGGGAAAGGUCAGUUUGAAAUCGUACUGGGGCAUACAACUUCUACAUGUGCUGCUGACAACUUGAUUUUCACCCGCGAAGUUAUUAGGGCUGUUGCAAGGAAACAUGGGUUGUUGGCGACCUUUGCACCAAAGUAUGCAUUAGAUGACCUUGGUUCUGGAUCCCAUGUGCAUAUAAGUUUGUGGAAGGAUGGAGAAAAUGUUUUUAUGGCAUCAGAUGGAUCCUUUCAGCAUGGAAUGUCCAAGGUUGGAGAAGAAUUCAUGGCAGGGGUUUUAAACCAUCUUCCUUCAAUUUUGGCAUUCACAGCUCCAAUGCCAAAUAGCUAUGAUCGUAUUCAACCUGAUACAUGGAGUGGAGCAUAUCAAUGCUGGGGAAAAGAGAACCGAGAAGCUCCAUUAAGAAGUGCUUGCCCACCUGGGAUUGCAGAUGGUCUCGUGAGCAAUUUUGAGAUUAAAUCAUUUGAUGGGUGCACAAAUCCACACUUGGGCUUGGCUUCUAUCCUGGCUGCUGGUAUUGAUGGUCUUCGUAAACAUCUUGGUCUACCAGACCCCAUUGACGUAAACCCAUCUAGCCUCAAAGGGGAACUGCAGAGAUUGCCAAAAUCACUUUCUGAAUCUUUAGAAGCUCUUGAGAAGGAUGAUGUCUUGAAAGAUCUCCUUGGUGAAAAGCUUUUGGUGGCAGUAAAAGGAAUCCGUAAGGCGGAGAUUGACUAUUACUCACAGAAUAAGGAUGCAUACAAGAAACUUAUACAUCGCUACUAAGGUGACAAUCUUCAAAGCACAGUGAUGAUAACAAUAGUUACGCUGGCAUUGAUAAUUUUAUGAGAAAAACUGAAGAGUUUAUCAACCAAAAUAACAGCUGCAGCUGUGGGGCCUUUUCUCAUCAGCCAUGUUUAUUGUAACAUGAUUUUUUCAUGUUACUGAUACUUUUAAUUUUUUCUUAAAUAAAUUUUGGGAGUCAUGCUUCUGUAUGUGGUAGUUUGUAUUUUUACAGUUUUACUUUUGACUGGCAAAGGGGCGGGGGAUGGGAUGAAAUAGAAAAUAUAAAGAUGGAUGCUAAAAAAUGAAGUAACAAAUACGAUUCCCUUGCAUUCAAUUUUCUUCCAUUCCUACAUGCCAAACAUGUGAUAGCUUCAAUAAUGCAAUGACUCCUCCUUUAGCA
Molecule: messenger RNA, 3052 nt
Organism: Malania oleifera
Lineage: Eukaryota; Viridiplantae; Streptophyta; Magnoliopsida; Santalales; Ximeniaceae
Product: protein fluG
Exons: 18
Coding region: 112-2652 (846 amino acids)
Molecular function (GO): glutamine synthetase activity; hydrolase activity
Source: RefSeq, a predicted model, not a curated record